Onychostruthus taczanowskii (white-rumped snowfinch) is the source of this 1357-nucleotide messenger RNA. RefSeq names its product family with sequence similarity 110 member D (gene FAM110D). NCBI's taxonomy places the organism in Eukaryota, Metazoa, Chordata, Aves, Passeriformes, Passeridae. The coding region runs from base 150 to 1151 and encodes 333 amino acids. The record is from RefSeq and is a predicted model, not a curated record. The transcript has a single exon.
GCAGCGAUCAGCAGCGAUCGGCAGCGAUCAGCAGGGACCAGCAGCGAUCAGCAUCGAUCAGCAGGGACCAGCAGGGACCAGCAGCGAUCAGCAUCGAUCCGCAGCGAUCCGCAGCGAUCCGCAGGGACCAGCAGCGCCGUUCCGGGGCCAUGGUGCCCUUGGGCAGCCCCACUCUCGCCGUGUGCGCCUCCAGCAACCUGCGCCUCAUGGCCCCCGGCCGCGGCUCCCCCCUGGCCUGGCUGAACCGGGGUCCCGAGUGCCCGCAGGGCCCGGGGGGCAGCGGGGGCCGCCGAGCCAGCGCGGUGGAGCGGCUGGAGGCCGACAAGGCCAAGUACGUGAAGUCGCAGCAGGUGAUCAGCCGGCGGCAGGAGCCGGCGCUGCGGGGCUCGCCGCGGCUGUCCCCGCACGGGCGGCGCCGGCUGGCCCGGCAGCAGUGCUCCGAGCUGUGCCCGGGCUCCGAGCUGCCGGGCCCGCCGUCCCCCGUGUCCCGCCGCAGCGGCAGCCGGCGCCUGCUGCGACCCGACUCGCUCAUCAUCUACCGGCAGAAGCGGGACUGCCUGGCCGGCGACAAGGAGAACACCAAGGGCUCCGGGCUGGUGCGGCGCCUCUUCCAGGGACCCCUCCGAGCCGCGCCGCCCAGCUCGCCCCCCGCCCGGCCGCUGGGCGAGGGUCCCGGCGCCCCCCCGAGCCCCGAGACCCCCAUGCUGUGGGCGCCAGCCGAGAAGGAGGCGGCGCGGACACCGGGAGGGGACAGCGGCGGUGACAGCGGCGGCGUCUCGGCGGUGCCCGCGGAGCAGCCGCCCGGUGUCCCCGGGAAGGAGCCGCUGGCGCUGCGAGUGUCGCUGCCGCUGUCGGAGCAGGAGCGCUUCUUCAACUACUGCGGGCUGGACCGGGCGCAGGUGGAGCUGCUGGGCCGGGAGCGCUUCGGGCCCGCGGGCUGGGACAGCGCCUCGGCCCGGCCCGGCUCCUGCGACUCCGAGCCCGGGAGAGCCUCGGGGGGCAGCGAGGGGGACGCGGGGCCGGGCACGGAGGAGGAGCCGGACGCGCGGCCGGGCUCCGCCGUGUCGGUGGUGGAACGCAACGCCCGUGUCAUCAAGUGGCUCUACGGCUGCCAGAGAGCCUGGGCGGCUGCCAAGGAGUCCACGGUGUGAACGGGGACCUCACCGGGACCGGGACACCCGCGUGGCUCCCGCUGGCUGCACCGGGCCCCUCGCGGGAUGUGUUUGAGGGGCACCCGUGGCCCCGGUGGCACCCCUGGCCCCGGUGGCACUUGUGGCCCCGGUGGCACUUGUGGCCCUGGUGGCACCCCUGGCCCCGGUGGCACCCCUGGCCCUGGUGGCACCCAUGGCCCUGGUGA